This is a messenger RNA of Poecilia reticulata (guppy), 1937 nucleotides long. RefSeq names its product sarcolemma associated protein b (gene slmapb). NCBI's taxonomy places the organism in Eukaryota, Metazoa, Chordata, Actinopteri, Cyprinodontiformes, Poeciliidae. The record is from RefSeq and is a predicted model, not a curated record. Gene Ontology annotation, cellular component: acrosomal membrane. Gene Ontology annotation, biological process: acrosome assembly; single fertilization.
UUGAGUCCAGAUGCAACAGGGAGGUUUGGUUGAACGCCCGUCAUCACGUCAGAGUCAACCCCCUUUUCUGCUUGGACUGCUCCAGUUCACGUCUGAAAAAAAUCUGUUAGUUGCUGAAGAGUUCUUCAUGUCAGGGACUGCUGUAGCCUCGGCACACAGAGCACUGUAGCUCCUGGAUCACCUAAGAUAAGCAAAUGGAUCAGAAAGAGCUGAGUGAUCCACUCAACAGCGUUUCAUUGAUUAAAGAUGAUCUGACCAAGUCCAACAUGGGUUCUUCUGGUGAAGCCGAGAAAAUGAUUCAGCGCUUGAAUGACGAGCUUCGAGAGGCCCGGGAGAUAGCCAACACAGAGAAGCAGAAAUGCAUGGAGCUACAAGGUGUUCUGGAAGAAGAGAAGAAAGGGCAUAAACAACAAGCUGAGCAAUCUUCCAAACAGAUUAAACAUCUCCAAGGCCAGCUGCAGCAGCUCCAGGAUGAGGUGGAUGUUCUAAGGGAGCAGAUAAAUGUCUCCUCCGGUUCACAUGACGAUCUGCAAAGAGCACAAGAUGAGAUGAAGUCACUGAAACGGGCCCUGGAGGCAGCCUCUGCAGAGCGGGACCGCGAUGUCACUGCUGUCCAGUCUAACCUGGUAACUGCUUCCAAGGAUCUGGACAAGUGGCGUCAGACUGCCAGCAAAUACGAGCGGGAGAUUGAGGACCUGCGACGUGAUCUGGACCAGCAAAGCAAGCAGUGGCAGAAAACAGCAGAGAUACAAGCCAAUGAGCUGCAGUCUAUGCAGAUGGAGUGUAACGGUCUGCAGAAAGAGUGCUCCGUCCUGCGAUCCGACAAACAGGACAUGGUGAAUAAGCACCAGAAAGAAAAGAACAGUCUGCAAAGUGAGUAUGCCUCUCUGAGGGCAGAGAAGGAGGAGAUCGUUAAGGCCCACCAGAAAGAAAAAGCCAGUGUGCAGAGUCAAUGUGCAGCACUGCACAGUGAAAAAGAGGCGUUGCUGCAGAAACAGCAGCAGCUGGAGCAGGACCUUGUCAGUUUGCGUGGCCAGAAUACUGACCUGAAUAGCAAACUCAAAGUCCUGGAGGAAUCCCAGCAGGAGUUGGAGAGGAACCUGGUGGCCGCACAACUUCAGCACCAGCAGGAUAACUCCAAGCUGCAAACCCAGCUGGAUGAGGCAGAAAGUCGCAGCAAGGCUCUGCAGAAAGAGCAUGAGGAGGCUCAGAUGGAACUGUCUGACCUAAAGGAAAGAUACGAGAAGACUGAGCAGGAGAAACAGACACUGACAGACCAACUGGAGGAAUUCAAAGCUGGCAUGAAGGAUUUACAGGAGAAAGGGUCAAACAAGCCGUGGAUGAUCUGGGGGCCAGUGGUUGCUGUGGCUCUUACAGCUGUGACGGCCGCGGUGCUCUUCAGGACCUGAGGGCAAACUAUCCACACAAACACACGCAGAGGUUUAUCCUUAUUUGAUUUGUUCAAAACUUGCCCCCUUUACAUAUCUGUUCCGGUAAUCAGGUGGGCUCAUAUUUAACAGUUUUUCUUGCUAAGAUGCUUUAUUUUAGAUGGAAGAGAUGUUUCUAAAAGAAUGUGAGUUUUUAUGUGUGUAAUGAUGGGAAUUUAGUUGGACCGUGUCAAGUUUACUAUUUUGACUCAUAGGAUUAUCUGUUAAUGAAUGUAAAACUUAAACCAUGCUUAUCUAAUUCUACUUAGGUAUCUUUAAUUAUAUUUAAGGUCAAUCACUUUGAGUUUCUCUACUCAUAGCACAUUUUUUGUUAUUGUUAGAAUAAUAAAGUUGUCACAAUAACAUCCCCUAACGGAGUGCACACUGAAGGAAAUGUUGGUUGAUGGUGUUGGAUGUGUUUGCAGGACCAGAGGCAGAGUUUAGACGAACCAUAUUUGGUUACAUUUUUUGUUUCAGAGGGCAUCAUUAAACACAACUGCAGCAACUUGA